This is a messenger RNA of Scleropages formosus (Asian bonytongue), 3618 nucleotides long. RefSeq names its product WAP four-disulfide core domain 1 (gene wfdc1). The record is from RefSeq and is a predicted model, not a curated record. Gene Ontology annotation, biological process: regulation of cell growth. Gene Ontology annotation, cellular component: extracellular region. Bases 351 to 980 code for a protein of 209 amino acids. Gene Ontology annotation, molecular function: peptidase inhibitor activity. NCBI's taxonomy places the organism in Eukaryota, Metazoa, Chordata, Actinopteri, Osteoglossiformes, Osteoglossidae. The transcript is spliced from 7 exons.
CGUGCCGAGUGCGUGAGCUCUCCUUCUGAGACAACUUGAUGCGCUUCGCUGCCCGCUCCUCACCUCGUCUCUCCCCUUCUCGCCUUGGUCAUCUCUUUCCCUCCCUCAUGGGGAGACAGCAUGCUUCUGCAGGAGUGCAGAAAUAAUAUUUACAUGUAGAGACGUGUGAGAGCAGGCGACCCUGCCACAGUACUUUCGGAGCACAGGGGAGAGAAGGAAAAAGAAGAAAGAAAGUGGAGACGGAGAGAAAGAAAAGAGAAACGGCACAUCGGACUGUAAUAAUAACAGUGGAAAGGGACAGGUGGAGAAGAAAGACGUGAGUGAAGAUCAUAGCCGGAGGAGACCACAACAUGAAGAUCAUAGAGCUGCAGACUGCUGUAAUACUGAUGCUGGUGCUCGCGCCCGGACCGCAAUGUGCCCGUCUGAUCAGGAAGAGGGGACUCAAUCAAAAGGACUACGAGUACUCGAGCCAGCUGCAGUCAACCCAGCACCAGAAAAAUGACCGCUGCCCACCACCGCCCCAGAUGCUCCCAGAGCGGGCCUGUGAGGUGGCCGGUUGCCAUUCUGACUCUGAGUGUGAGCGUCACAAGCGCUGCUGCUACAACGGCUGUAUCUAUGCCUGCCUGGAGUCGGUGCAGCCACCCCCAGUGCUGGAUUGGCUGGUGCAGCCCAAGCCCCGGUGGCUUGGAGGCAAUGGCUGGCUGCUGGAUGGACCAGAGGAAGUCCUACAGGCGGAGGCAUGCAGCACAACAGAAGAUGGAGAUGAGCCUUUGCACUGUCCUACUGGGUACGAGUGCCACAUCAUACACCCAGGCAUACCUUCAGCUGGCAUCCCUAAUCGUGGACAGUGCAUCAAGCAACGCGGCAACUCUGAUGGCCGCAGCCUGAGACACAAGUACUUCAAAGAUUACAAGGACUACACAGGAAGCAGCUCCAAUAAUGCAGUGAGGUAUGAGGAGCACCAUAAGCAUCUGGGCUAGACAAGAGGGGGACAAAACCCUCAGAGACUGAAUUUACCUCUGAGGCAGCAGACCCCUUCCUACAAUAUACUACCACCAGACCCAAAGAAAAUAAGCCCAGGACCGAAGGAUCCAGGUAUCGGGCCAGAUUCUGGAAAAAAUGGAGACAAAAAAAAAGAAAAAGAAAAAAAAAAAAAAAAAAAAAAAAAAAACCCACACACACACUUUCCCAUCUUUCCCAAAGUCAAUAACAAAUGCAGCUAAAGGCUUUCCGAAGGUCAGGCUUCCAUAAGCAUUCAAAACAGACACCAGAAACCAAAAAACAGUGCAACUAGCCGGAGGGAAGAGGAGGCUUGAGAUGUGGGAGUGUUAGGUGUGGGGCAUGAGAAAAAUGCUGAGGUCUCACACCUCCCUCCUUCCUGUUGUUUACAACAAUAACAAACAUGUUCCAGUCACCCCCCUUUGUGAUCCUCAUGAAAAAGAAAAAGAAAAAAAAAAAAAAUAGUAGCGCUGGGCUGCAAGGUGAGAUAUGGGGGGGGGAGUGGGUGGGUGUGCUGCUAUGGCCAGCAGGUCCUGAGCAAUCCCACAGCAGAGCCAUUUACAUAAUAUGAGAGGAUCUAUAAGAAUACAGAACUACAGGGGCCAUAAAAUGGUAAAAAGGAGAACAGGUGUGAGAGUGCGUCUGUUUUCGUGCCUUUGUCAUGGUGCUAAAAGAAGCUAUAGUCACAGUCAGAGUACAAUAAGCUGUCACAAAUACCAAUCUCAAUUUCAUUAGGCUUCUCUAAGAGGUAUAAAGCAACAUUAAAAUAAAGUACAGGCUUUCCUCGUAUGAAUGAUCCUUUCACAAAAAUUCAGACUUCUGAACAAUGUAAUUUUUACCCUAAAAUUUGCAUGCCAAGCUAUAAAACACGCGAGAAACACCUCAUGAGAAAUGGAAAUUUCAACUCAAAACAUGAGCCGUGUCACACCCAGCACAGUACGCAGCAAGCAGUCCCCACACUCAUGCAAGCUUUCAAGUGUUGAAAGAACUUGAUAAGGCAAAGUAAAGCCUUACCUCUCAAUUUAAAACCUAAAGUGAUAACAUUCAUAGAAUUCUCUUGAAAGGCAAUAUAACCGAUUUGAUUCGCUAUUCUUUUAUUCCAAAUAAUACUUUACAAACAGCUCAGCUGAAAGGAGUAAUCAGUGUUUGCAGAAAUUUAAAGAAAAAGUGCCUUGUUAGGUAGAGUUCUAAUAAUAGAAUUUCUUCAUGCAGUGUUUUAAAGGCACUUUCGCCAAGCACGGCCUGUGCAGUGCAGGACUGCAGUGGUCCGGAGCGUAUCUCAGAACCACAAGGCGCAAGCCAGGGUACACCCUGCAUGGGACGCCAGUCCUUGGCAGAGAGCUCACACAUUCAUUGACUCACUUCUACAUACUGAUUCAGACUCACUAGUUUCCCCAAAACACGUAUCUUUGGACUGACGGAGGAAACGGAAGCACCAGAAUGACACCCACGCAAACAAGUUAAAUCAUAAGACAAAAAGGAGGAAGGCUAUAAGGGGAAAAAAAGGAGCAUACUGAUGUGUGACAUAGGUGAUUAAGAGCUUAUAUUACAAGAAUUAGCAUUAUGAGAAGAUCUUCAAGAACAAAUUACACUCAUUCUGCGAGGAAAGCCUGUACAAUAAAGUAUAACAGCAGAGCAUGAAAUUCAAAAAACACCACUCAGCACUUUGCUAUACAAUAACUGUAGGUGAUGGGGAAAAAAAUGUUCUCAGAGCAUCGGUCCAAAAGCAGGUUCCAAGACAGAUUCAAAGGGAACAGGGAAUGAGAAUGACUGAGGCGUCAUUUAAGCUGUCACAUGGAUUACAGCCUACCUCUGCAUAAGCUCUUUCUCAACCGCAUUCCACACAGGACCACAUGUAUGCAGACUUUUUGCACCAUCUAUUCCUUUUUAUCAGGCAGUUCAGAAAAAGCUAUUUAACACUGAACAGGUUGUAUUUUUUAAAGAUGACUGCUAGAGCUUUUGUGACACAUACUACGUAAAUGCUACCUUUUACUUCAGCGAUAACUGAUGAGCAGUUAAGCCAGGGAACGGGUUGGAACGAAAACCAGCAUAUACACAGUGCUCCAUGAAAUGUGUUUUGAGACACAGGUACCUCACAUUUCCACAAACAGCAGGAAAUCCACAAGCUAUCAGUCUUCUAACUGAAGGACAAAUGGAAGUCUCAUACCAAAUGUUCAACAGGUGCUGUUAAGACAUAUAUUGCAAAAUAAAGUAAAAAAAAAUACUGUAAAAGGUGUUUUUCUUUUUACGGGAAUGACAAACUAUUCUGAACUUGCAUUUACCCAAAACAUGGUUAUAUACCGGAAUACACAUUCACAGAGAGAAUUUGGUGAAAUAAAGAAAUUAACAGAGCGGGAAAAGUGCUUCACUCCUGGAUCAGUCAAUAAAAAAUUUAAAUUAAAAAUGUAUGUAAAAUCCUGCACUUUUGUGUCAUGUGCCAGCAAGCACUGGGUGAAAAACAAGUGUCUGUAGUAAAAUAUUACUAUCUGCCUCACUGAUGCAGCUCAGUAGUAACCAACAGGCUCUGAAAACCAGGUAUGACCACUAAGGUGGUAAAGGGUUUUACCAAAUACGAAAUGCAAACUGCGAUUAUUAUUUAAUAUAAGGUACUGGCCCAAA